Molecule: messenger RNA, 954 nt
Organism: Chanos chanos (milkfish)
Lineage: Eukaryota; Metazoa; Chordata; Actinopteri; Gonorynchiformes; Chanidae
Product: ring-infected erythrocyte surface antigen-like
Exons: 3
Coding region: 1-954 (317 amino acids)
Source: RefSeq, a predicted model, not a curated record
AUGGAACACAAAGACAACAGCUCCACCGUGGAACUCAAAGACAAAAGCUCCACCGUGGAACACAAAGACAACAGCUCCACCAUGGAACUCAAAGACAACAGCUCCACCGUGGGACACAUAGACAACAGGUCCACCAUGGAACACAAAGACAACAGGUCCACCAUGGAAUUCAAAGACAACAGCUCCACUAUGGAAUUCAAAGACAACAGCUCCACUGUGGAGCACAAAGACAGCACCUCCAUCAUGGAACACAAAGACAACAGCUCCACCGUAGAACACAGAGACAACAGCUCUACUGUGGAGCAUAAAGACAACACCAGUUCUACCAUGGAGACAAAGAGAACAGAUUUACAGAAGGUAAACACUGUGGAGAACUCUGAGGUAAACAUUGAGGAGAACUCUGAAGUGAACACUGAGGUUAACAUUGAGGAGAACUCUGAGGUAAACGCUGAGGUGAACACUGAGGUAAACACUGAGGAGAACUCUGAGGUAAACACUGAGGAGAACUCUGAGGUAAACGCUGAGGUGAACACUGAGGUAAACACUGUGGAGAACUCUGAGGUAAACACUGAGGAGAACUCUGAGGUAAACAUUGAGGAGAACUCUGAAGUGAACACUGAGGUUAACAUUGAGGAGAACUCUGAGGUAAACGCUGAGGUGAACACUGAGGUAAACACUGAGGAGAACUCUGAGGUAAACACUGAGGAGAACUCUGAGGUAAACGCUGAGGUGAACACUGAGGUAAACACUGUGGAGAACUCUGAGGUAAACACUGAGGAGAACUCUGAGCUAAACACUGAAGUAAACACUGAGGAGAACUCUGAGCUAAACACUGAAGUAAACACUGAGGAGAAUUCUGAGGUGAACACUGAGUCAUUUGCAGUAUUUUCUCUAUGCCAAUCCAGAGGAUUUACCAAUCAGGACAAUACAUGUUCCACAUUCUCCAGUUCUUAA